GUCAAAUGUCAGUGGACGAGUGCUUUUUUAUUCAGUGAUUUUUUUUCUAGUUUUCUCACAAAUUAAUAACAGAAAUUAUAAAAUUCUAAAAACUCAAUUGAAACAGCUUCUUUGGAUAUUGCGUUAAUGAAAAAGUAACACAUCGCAUAAGAGAAAAUAUAUAUUAGCUGAAGAAAAAGCGAUAUUGCUGAAGAGGAAGUAGCUCCACCAGCUGGACAGUACUAUUAGAGGCGCCCAAAAACAGCCCAUCUCGGGUUGAUCAAAGUGCCACAAAAGAAAAUUUGGACAACACGCAACCUAUACGGUUGUUGUAGUAUCACCCAUUUCAACCAAAGAUGUCGAAUAUGUCGGUGGGACAAAUAAUUAUGGACGCCCAGCGUAUUGCUAGUCGCGUAAAAGAUUUAGAACUGUUGGGUAAUGCUUUGCUGGUAGAAGCAGAAGGCAACAAUCGCUUGGUCGAAAGUUUGCGACAAUUUCAAGAUGAUAUGGAUUCGUUAAACCGAAUUUCCAACAACAAAUCGAAUUCUGAAAUGGUGAAUCGUAUACAACAGCAAAAUGCUACCAGUUCAGAAAUAUUGAAAGAAAAUCGAGAGCUAAAAAUAUGCAUUGAAGAUUAUGAACGCACCAUGGAGUUCAUAAUGCAAAAAUAUCGCGAACAUACAACCAGCAAAAUACUCGAAAGCAAAAUUAACUUCAAAGAAGUAUAUAAUGAGGAACUGUGGAUAAUCAUACGUGAACAGCGCGCCAAAAUCAGGGAAAUGGCCGUUGUAAUGCAGCGUGCAGCUUCUGUGGAUGAUGACGCUGUCCACCGGGAUAUGGAAACCAUGUCUCGACUGCGAAAAGAGAAUCAAAUUUUGCGUGAACUACUGCAGAUUUCCAAACAAUUUGGUUCUGCCAGUCAACCAAUUCGAAUCAAUGAGCAUAUGUUGGAAGAAAAGGGAAUUCAAACAGAUGGUGCGGACGAUUCGGCUGAUGAGUUAUCUCUAUCGGGUGCAUCUAUGGAAAAUGCCAAUAACAACUCAGUAAUUUCGCUAGUACCGAACGCAGUUGCUGUAUCCAAUGCCAUUAGUAGUUCUUCACCCAGUAGCGACAAUAUUAACAUUGCCGAUAACAUAAAUGCGUGCAAGGCAGCCACCUCACCAACUAUUGGCGAAAACAAUAACGGACCUUCGCCAGCUGAUGAGUCAGUGACGAUUUCCAUUAUUCCUCCGAUAAAACAUUCAGAUUUAAUAGCGACAACAGUCAGCGCAGAAAACGCUAAUGCGGUUGACACUGUUGCCAAAGCUUCUUUGGCAAGCGUCAAUUCAACAUUGACGGGGAGUGAAUCUAGGGCGACACCAUCAGCAAACACAUCUGGGCCGGCGGUAGAGGUACAAAAAGCUGCAACAUGAUAGGCCGCAAGCUCUAGGCGAUUGCAUCGAUGUCGCCUGUCUUUGGGUUUUCAGAGUGAACAGUUAUACUUUAUUUCUACAUUUUCUUUUGUUCACAUAAUACAUUUAAUUCUAAAAUUUAUUUCUUAAUAUGAAAUUAUAAACAUAAGCAUUCACUACCACUAACUUAUUUAAUGAUCAUUACUACAACAACACAAGUAACAAGAAGUAAAAUUGUAUUUAGCACUUGAAAUUGUUACUAAUUUAAAAUCAAGAUCAAUAACACAUGUGAGUUGCAUAUGUCCUUUGGACUGUUGCGGCGUGCACCUUUAUUCAUAUAAAUAAAUAUACAUACAUACAAAUAUUUAAACUUAAAUAAAUUAAAAUGUACAAUAUUUAUGGUCCUUGGUUUGUUAGUGGAAUGAGUGUGAGUUAAUUAUUAAAAUUGAUUAGUUGGAAAAUUGGGAUUUUUUGAGAAUUGAGACUACCACUAAAAUAUUUUGCGCCAAUUCGUUAAAAUUAGCUUUAGAAAAGGAGUUUUCACUUGCAACUAGUAAUUUUUAAGCAAAAAACAAAACCGACUUCAAUUCUCAUAAAAAAAAAUUAAGAUUAUCGUUACCCAAUAAACAUUGGGCUCGGUUAAUAAUUCUUUUCUCAGCCUCACCUUCGAUAACUAAUGUGGAAUAGAUUAGUAUUCGAUUCGAGAACAAGGCCAUUCUCCAGUAAAACGGAACCUUCGUUAUCCAACGUAUUAAAAUUUAAUUAGGGAUAGUGAUUGUCUUAUAUUUCUCUUCGAAAAUGAGCUAGAUUUCACUUCCUCUCUUGUUUCUAUGGUUUUUAUUUUUUUUUCGAAACCAUCUCAAGCAUAUUUCCAAUACACUAUGAACGUUGGAAAACUAAGAUGGGCUAUGAGUUCGUUCUCAGUUUGAUAUGCACAUUGG
This is a messenger RNA of Rhagoletis zephyria (snowberry fruit fly), 2311 nucleotides long. RefSeq names its product Fibroblast growth factor receptor 1 oncogene partner 2 (gene Fgop2). Lineage: Eukaryota; Metazoa; Arthropoda; Insecta; Diptera; Tephritidae. The record is from RefSeq and is a predicted model, not a curated record.